CACGGCUAUCAACGAGCAGAGAGCUCCUCCUCCCUUCUCUCCUCUCCGGUCACUCUCUGCUAAAGCCACCCGGCCGCUGCUGCACCACGCCGGAAGCGGAGGUGGUGGUGGGAGGGGUAAAAAAGGGGGAGGAAUCCGAGCUGUGGGAGAGCAAGGAGAGGGAAUGUCUGGUCCGGUCAGCGCGCUGGUGGAGAAAAGUCUCGCCUUUCGGAUUCGAUUUCGGCUCCACUUCACCUAGCCCUCCCUCCCACACUAGCGAGACGAGGCAGAGCUUUGCUUCUUGUUCUGCCGCUCCGUUUCUUCUUCAGCUUGGUGCUCGAAGAGGAGAGAGGCUUCUCUCUCUAGGAAGCUAAGCUUGGUGGUGCUGUUCUUGGUGGGAGGCGAGGAGGGCGUGAGGGUAGGCUCUCUCACGCCUGUUUGUGCGUGGAGGAGAAAGGAGGCGUUUUUGUUGUUUCUGUCAGCGUUCUCGUCAGCUGCAGUUUCUUGUCAGUUUCCAUGGAGGAAAGAGCAUGAGCAAGAAGAAACCAGCAGAAGAUGGCAUCUCCAGCCAGCGGAGGAACUAGAGCUCACUCAUUUGAUCCUGUUACUUGAGCAUUUUGAUUGGUAUCUUGCUCAAGGAGCAAUUUUUUUGAGGUGCCAAUCUGUUCUGUUUCCAUGGAGGAAGGAGGUGGGAUGAUGGCGAGCAAGAACCCUACCAAAACCCUCGCCAUCCUCCUGCUGGUGCUCGUCUUCUUCCUCCUCUCGCUGUGCUCGCUCGCCGCCUCCCAGCCGCUCCACUCGGAGCCCAUGUCCACGGCCGAGUACUCCCCGCCGCCCUCGCCUCCCCCGCCGCAAUCCAAGAUUCCCCACGCACAAGCCGGCGGCGCCGCCCGCCUCCGCCGCAUCGUUCUCGGCGUCCUCUUCGGCUCCCUCACUGGCUUCCUCCUCGCGCUCGCCUUCCUCUACGCCAUUCGCGUCGCCAUCCUCCACGCCAAGUACGCUCCGGCAAUCAUCAAGGGCCCUGUCUCAUUCACCCCACAGAUUUCCCCCAAGAACCUCCAGUCCGCGCUCCCUUCCGCGCAGCCGCUGACCCAUGGCCCCAACGGGAAGUACUACAAGCUGGUCCUUGACAACGAUGUCACCGUCGCCGUCAAGCGGCUUGAAGCGGCCAGCCGCCCGGAGGCCUCGCCGUCAAUGCCCAAUGUUUCCAAGUCUGACAUGAGGAGGGUGCAGAGGCAACUGGAGUUGCUUGCUCGGGUGAGGCACCAGAAUGUCAUGGCGUUGAAGGCGUAUGUCCGGGAGGCUGACCGGCUCUCGCUGGCGUACGACUUCGUGCCCGGGGGCAGCCUUGAGGACAUGAUGAAGAGGGUGAGGUCGCAGCAGGUGAACCUCAAUUGGGAUGCAAGGAACAGGAUUGCAAUUGGAGUGGCCAAGGGAUUGAGGUAUUUGCAUUUUGAAUGCAACCCCAGGAUACUACAUUCCAACCUCAAGCCGUCGAAUGUGAUGCUAGAUGAGGGUUUUGAACCGAGCUUGGCAGAUUGCGGGGUUUCAAGGCUUAUUGCAUCAGGUUCAGCUGAUCCAGAAUUGGCCAACAGCCUUUAUUCUGCCCCAGAGUGCUACCAAAGCAGCAGAUACACAGAUAAGAGCGAUGUCUACAGUUUUGGCAUGAUCCUUGGCGUGUUGCUAACUGGGAGAGACCCAGCAGAUCAAUUUUUCUCAGGAGAAACUGGGCGUGGUGGAUUAGCUAGAUGGCUACGGCACAUGCAACAAUCUGGUGACGCAAAGGACGCACUGGAUAGUAGCAUCUUAGGAGAGGAGGGUGAGGAAGAUGAGAUGGUCAUGGCUGUUCGGGUUGCUAUUAUCUGUCUCUCAGAUUUACCCGCUGAUCGGCCAUCCAGCGAUGAACUAGUCGCCAUGCUCAUCCAGCUCCACAGCUUCUAAUCUCCAUCCAAAGCUUUUGUCGUCGUACUAAUCUCUGCAUGUUCUUCAAUCAUGGAACAGCUCUGAAUCAUGCUGAGGGGUCAAAACCCUGGAUGCACAAACAGGUGUAGCUUUCAGUGUCUUCCCUUGGAGAGCCCAUGCUAAAUGUCCCACAUGGUAGCUAACAAUUUUCAGAAGGACAGUGUAGGAGGCUUGCUGGUAGGUCUUAGUUCAGUUUCUGUUGUGUGUUGCAGCUACAUGCUGGUGGUUGAGCUCCCUCCCUGUGAGAAUGUGAUGCUUUGCCCAUGCAUGAUUUGGAGGUAGGAAGAUGUGAAUAUAUGUCUUUGUAGAAAGAAAAGCUGUCUUUUUCUUGGAUCUAUUGCAGACUUGCAGAUGAUCAUGAUGUGCUUCUGCAUUUGACCGAUCCAUCAAUCUAUCAUGUACAUCGGCUCCACCCCUUGCCCAUGACUUGCUGAAGGAGUGUCGGGUCCAGCCAUUUUGAUGGCAUUUUCUCUUCAGUUCACAUGCUCACCCUUUGCAACACCAUCAGCCUGCUGCCAAUGUUUCAUGCUCACAGAUGUGCUCACCUUUGGUAUUGGAAAUUUCAUACUCCACGAAACGAGUACAUCUUGUAUGCUAGCUCAGCAUGUGUGUAACUUGUGUUGUUGAGCAUGAGGAAACAUAUGUUCAGUGACAAGAAUCCAAUGUGAAUCUGAACAUUGGACAUUUUUCCCACAUUGCAUGUUCAUC
Messenger RNA from Oryza brachyantha (malo sina), 2649 nucleotides. RefSeq names its product inactive leucine-rich repeat receptor-like protein kinase CORYNE. NCBI's taxonomy places the organism in Eukaryota, Viridiplantae, Streptophyta, Magnoliopsida, Poales, Poaceae. Gene Ontology annotation, molecular function: ATP binding; protein kinase activity. Bases 655 to 1920 code for a protein of 421 amino acids. The record is from RefSeq and is a predicted model, not a curated record. The transcript has 3 exons. Gene Ontology annotation, biological process: protein phosphorylation.